Molecule: messenger RNA, 528 nt
Organism: Aureobasidium uvarum
Lineage: Eukaryota; Fungi; Ascomycota; Dothideomycetes; Dothideales; Saccotheciaceae
Source: the annotation of a GenBank genome assembly
AUGCAAGGCGCACUGGACUACACUUUACGUCAGUACUUAGAAACUCAAGGCAGCUGCAUCUCGCUGUCUAAGCGCCUGGGGUGGGCUUACGACAUUGCUGUAGCUCUACACUCACUACAUGCAUCGAACGUCAUCCAUGCGGAUUUGAAACCUGAGAAUAUUCUCCUAGACGAAAGCUAUAAGGUGUACCUCAUCGACUUCUCAGGAUCUUGGAUUGACGGAAAUUCUGGCUCUGCUAUGGAAAGCGUCAGAUUUUUCUUGCCCCGCGACAUGGACUCGGACUCUACUGUACAAACAGACAUAUUCGCGUUUGGGUCAACUCUAUAUGAGAUAAUGACAGGCACACAACCAUACAACGACCUUGCUGAUGAGACGGUGGAAGAACUCUUUCAGCAAGGUGAAUUUCCGAGCCUGGACUUGAUCCCUUGUGGCCAGAUCAUCAAGGAAUGCUGGACAGGGAUAUUUCAGUCUGUCAACGAUGUCCUUUUUGCGCUGCAGAGGGUUCAGAAGUCAGUUUCGGUCCGCUAG